Messenger RNA from Bradysia coprophila, 7520 nucleotides. RefSeq lists its product as uncharacterized. Gene Ontology annotation, molecular function: protein binding. Lineage: Eukaryota; Metazoa; Arthropoda; Insecta; Diptera; Sciaridae. Gene Ontology annotation, cellular component: plasma membrane. The record is from RefSeq and is a predicted model, not a curated record.
ACAUGAUGGUUCUAGUCCAGCAUUAACAUUGGAGAUAAAUCGAAAUUUUGUUGUGAGCUGAUAACGGGAUUUUGUAUUUUGUGACUUGUGUGUUAUAUUGCGAUUCGUUGGUAUACGCGAGCAAAAAUUGUUUGAUGCGGUUACAAUCACAUAUGUUUGUCGGAUCAAAAGGCUAUUUAUAUUCUAUAUAGUGCAAAUCCGUAAGCACUUGAGUUGCAUCCGCUUUAUUUAUGAUCGUUUUAGUUUAUUAAAUUAAAAUAUAACCAAGCCAAGCAAAAUGCAAAUUGCGAAUGUCAUUUGUGCAAUAUAUAUGCAGUCGGUGGUCGUCGGUAGAGUACAUUUCCAGUAAAUCUUCUUCAUACUCUUUGUUCUUUGCCAAAAAGAUAAAUUGUUUUUGAUGAUUUAUAAUAUCAACAUGAAAUGUGUGUGUGCUAGAACUUAAACAAUUUAAACUCUGCUCCUGACAAUAUUCCGCUGUGUAACAAUUAUGUCAAAAUACUUAAUAAUUUCGGUGGAUUUUCCAUAGAGAAGAUUUAUCUUCGGUGGCGGUUACAGAAUAAUAAAAAUAAAUUAUUUUCUGGUACGGCGGAAAAAAAAUCGCGGAAUUUUUUUUAUUCUUACUUCUCUCCAGUAUUUCGCAUUCCUAGGGUGAGAUGAGUUUAUUUUAUUAAAUAAAUUGGAUGUGAAAAAAUCGAUUUCAUAAAUUGCUUCUGCUGUGGAUUAGACACCAUUCAUUACCCUUGGGAUAAAAUAUUGUAAUUUCUGUUUUUGAUAUGGAUUUUUCAUAAAAAGAGUCGGAUGGACGGCAGUAAUCUUUUCUUGGCGCUGUUUCUUGCGCUUAUAGGAUUUUAUGCAGCUGUCACAAAGUCAGAUAAGACUAAAUCAUGUAAAAUAUCAGAAUGGAGAUGUUCAAAUGGAACGUGCAUAUCGGCAUCGAAGUAUUGCGAUGGUCAAUCAGAUUGCUUGGAUAAGAGUGAUGAGCCGAGCCAAUGUAGUGCCUGUAACCGAACGUUGUAUGGUGAAACUGGUAAAACCUAUGAGCUUGAAAUUCGUAAGCCCAAAGUGUUCCCAUUUGUAUGUCAUCUGAACUUUACAGCACCCGGUGGACUUUAUGGAGAUAUAAUACAAAUAAACGUUGAUAAAUUUAAUGUCGGACGUUUUUUAUCACAUACAAGCGAUGGCUGUCCCGAUGGAUAUAUGACAAUAUCUGAACGUGAUUUUACGCCAAUGGAUGGUCGAUGGUGUGGCACAGCUUGGGGCUACAACGUAUACUACAGCGAAAGUUCGUCGAUAACCGUUUCACUGAACAUUUAUAAGCUUUUACAACAACAAGGCUUAACGGACAAUUUUUCAUUUAAAUUGACCUACAAAUUUCUGAAGAGAACUGAUGCGAAAUUAAGAACUGAGGAGGGUAUAUGGACCGGGGAUCAUGUAGCUGGUAGCUACUGCAACAAAAAUGUAUACGACUGUGACAGACGAGUGUGCCGAAUCCGUUCGCCCAAUUUUCCGGGAAUGUAUCCACGUAACUUAACAUGCAAAUAUCAUAUACAUCAUCGGCCACCGCCGACAGGAUUGCAUGCGAUGUUGGUAAUCCGACAGCCAAUUGGACAGAAAAUGUAUCUGAAGGAUCAAGAUCGUCAACAUGAACAAACCGAUCGUUCACCUAGAACUUGGAGUCAGUGCGAUUCAGUGCAAGACUUCUUAUCAGUUUACGAUGGUAGAACCACUGCAUUUCCCGAAUUGGCUCGUAUAUGUGGCGGAGACUAUUUACCCGACAUAAUUUCAAGUGGUCCAGAUAUGUUAAUAGAGUUUCAAACAUCACCGUACGAUAGUUUGUAUCAUCCUACACCAAUAUCAUUUCUGUUGGGAUUUGAAAUGCAGAUACAGGUUAUGUUUGUCAACGCUAAUUCACAACUAUAUACGAGACAGUCCAACCACUGUGAAUUUACACUGAGCGCUUUUGAAAGUGCAUCCGGUGAGCUGGAAAGUCCGAGGCACACAUUACCACCGAAAACGGUGUGUCGAUAUCACUUUCAAGGACGUCGACACGAAAUUGUUUGGAUAUCAUUCAUCAAAUACCAUUCGGCUGUUGAUCAAUCGGUUUUCGAGGCACCAGCUGAAUGCGCCCCGCAGUUACGAAUAUGGGACGGUAAAUUACGUUCGAAUAGCAAACAGGAUAUUUUGUCGGAAAAUGUACGAAAUGCUUCGCUAAUGGCGGAAAUUUGCCGCGAAGAAGUACCCAAACUUUGUUCGAGAUCGUUGAUUUCAAAGGAUACCCGACCAUGUUCCACACAAGAAAGCUAUCUGUCGAAUGGAGCCGAUCUGACGAUAGAAUAUCUACCGAAUCCACUGGGAACGACUAGGCUGUAUGGACCUUCGUCAGCAUUCAAAAUUCGAUACGAAUUCGUUGAUACGUCGCUGGGUGGUGCACCGUUGGAAAUUUAUCCCGGACCAAAAUCUAUGCCCGAACCAGCAGCAUUACUACAAUUCCAAUCAAAGUCGUGCGACAGAGUUUACAGAUCGAAUGUGGCAUCUAGAGGAAUAUUUCGAUCGCCAUCUAAUGUGUUCAUGUUUGGACGAGGUGGUGCGACGAAUAUAUCUUGCACAAUUCGAUUCGAGGCAAGCUCGUACGAGACAGUGAGACUGACAAUUACGAGAGCUCGUUUCGGUGGACGAGCAUGUACAAAUGUACAAAACAAAGCGGGUCGAUUCCAUUGUAAUAGUUUGGGAGGAGCUGUGUCCGAUCUACGAAUCGGUGAAGUACCAUGGCCCGAUGUUACACCGUUACCCAGAGAUUGUCUCUGUGCAGACAUUUCGGGUUCAUUAACUCUGGCUCCGAUGGCAGCUAAUACCAUUGAAGCGAAAUUCACCACUCUCGAAAUGGAAAUUGAUCAAGACUUUCGAGACUUUUACUUCGAGGGACGUUAUGAGUUUGUGAAAGAAAGCUGUCAAACGAACUGGGAGGAAAGACGUCUGAAAGGCAUUAGCGGUGAAGCUCAUUUGGGUCCGUCGACAUGCACCUCUGUCAUCCAACCUUGGCUGUUGGAACCAGAAACAGAGAAUGGAUACUUGGUGCUAAUGCUCAAAGGCUUUUGGGUGCCACAAUUAUUACAUUCCAUGGCACCGUGUCCCACAGAUUCGCGUAUAACAAUCUACUCAACGAAUAAUCCGAAAAAUUCUCGUGAUCUCUGUCCAUCCGGUCCGGAUGUGGUGGCAUUUUCCGACGGAUGGGACAGUGUUAAUCAAUUCAAUCCCGUUGAACUAUCGAAAAAUUUGGUCAUUGAAUUUCGAUCACCGUAUAGGCCGGGCGUUGAAGCGUUCGAUUACAAAUUCUCUUGGAUGGAAAUAUUCCCCGACACAGACUGUCCACAUAAAUGCACCGAAUUGCAGGCAUGUAUCUCACCGAAAUUGUGGUGUGAUGGGAAAAUUAAUUGCCCGUCCGGGCAGGAUGAGGAUAAGGAGGUGUGCUUCGCUCCGCCACCACUGUCACCGUUACACGUCGGAUUGGUUGUAGCAUCAGUAACCAUACUGCUGUCACUGGCCGCUGGACUAGCUGCAUGUGCUCGACGUAAACGAGUGGAAAAAUCAAAUUUCCACACUCACAAUCCGGGCGAUCUGAACGGUGCCUACGGCCAUCAUCCGGUACCGCAUCAUUCGUUACCUCCGCUGUAUUUAGACUCACAGCCGAAGGACAGUUUCUGUUGACAAGAAUUGGAGACUUCGGUAUAGCUGAAGUCGGGCAGCAGACGUUAUCACGAUGAGCUGAUUGUAUACAAAAAUUAAAUUUUUUUACAGCGAAAAAAUUAAAUUUUAGUGAAGGUAAGACGAGUAUAGGAUGUAGUUGAAGACGGAGAGGAAAAUGGUCAACAGAAACGAAAGGAGAGGACAAUUGUACUAAUUAGUUAAUGUUAAAAAUGAAUUUAAUUAUAAUGAGAAAUGGAUUAGGUCUCUUUUGUGUAAGGUAUUUAUGAGAAAUAAAAUCCGGGGUUGUGAAUUAAACAAAAAAAAAAUGUAUAAACAAAAACACACACAGAAAAAAAACCUUUUUUUUGUAUAGGAUAAGAGAGAUAACCGAGGGUAAGAAGCAAUACACAACGGACAAAAGAGUGUUGUAAUUUUUAAGCAAAACAUAGCAAAAUCACCAAAAAAUUAAAACAAUUAAAACAAAAUGAUGGGUCACGAGAAUCUUCACAGCGGAUUAUCGGUGGUAAGUCAGAGUUGAGUUGAUGCAGUGACGACUUUUGUUUGAUGAAAUCGAUUGUGAUUGUCAUAUCGUAUCCCUUUAGUCAAUGAAAGUAUGCUCUAUAGGUAAUGUCAACGUUUGUAUGAAAAUCAUUGAGAGGUGAGUUUCUUUAUAUGAAAUCGCUAUUUCCUCCAGCUUCUAUGGACAGACCAUACCUGGUUUGUACAUUCAUUGACUUUAGUUGGAUUGCACUACGGUUGACAGAUAUGCAAAUUUAUGUCGGGAAAUGUUUCCACCACAAAUUAGGUUACUGAGAACCUGGGCUGAACAAAUCAGCGAUGAAUAUAUGAGCAGAAAAUGAUUUUCAAAAACUUUUGUUUGAAAAAACAUUAUUUGCAUGCCUCAAAAAGGCACAAUUGUAUAAAUGAUGGACCUUUUAGAACGGCUAGUCGUCAUCUGCUCUCGACAACGACGACAGUAAUAGGAGAUAUGCUCUGUCUAGUUUUGUAUCAUAAUAUUAAAACGUAUCGUAAAAACAUUGAAGUCAUAGAUUUUUAAUUUAACCAAAUGAAGUAACAGAUUUAAUGAUUUGAUUUGUCCUUAGUUAGUAUUGAUUGCAUAGUUGGGAUACAACACUCUAUAAGUGUAGUAGACAUUGGAUUCCAUUCAUUACACGAUGUAACAAGCUUCUUGGUGACUGUCUCUUGGCCAAGUGUAAAGUUUGUAUAACAGAUCCGAGUGCCAAAAACCGUCGUUGUUCAAAAACACACGAUUGAUUUUGCAAGUAUAAAAAGGUCGUUUCCUCGACUAAUGAAUUACGUUGAUUAUCACAAAGGAUUUCACCUAAAAUGAAUCGAAAAUAUUCUUCAUGCAACAGAUCGUGGAAUGGUGACGUGGAAUGGUUAACUUUUGCAUGGGACAUGGGACAGGCAAUAAAAUAAAUGACAGAUCAGAUCGAUUACUACGGUAAUGCGUCAAGAAAAUCAAAGCCCCUUUAAGGUAUAUUUGUACGAUUAUGUAAUCACGGCAUCAGCUUCACGACAUUUUGUUAAAUCUGUGCGCUUUCCAGAAAAAGUUGUAAAAUUGCAGAUUUCCAAUGAUGUUUGUAGGAUUCGAAUCUUUCCAGUUAAUUCUCUCAUUGAACUAUUGAUGUUUUGGUAAACACACUCGCCCCGAAUGUCAUUGUACGAUCUUAAAAUCAAGUCGAUGGCGCAGAAAUACAACACUAUUAGAAAGUCCAUCUAUACGAUAUCAAUUAAAUAAAUUCAUUGGAUACCGACUGCUAUAGAAUCUCGAGACCCAGAAUGAUUAAACCCGAACUGCGAAAUCCACAAUUAUUUCAAAAUUGAGAAAGGAAAAUGUAAUUUUAGCAAAAUAAAUAUCUUAGCGUAAAACAAUUCUCAUACAAAUUAUAUUGUGAAUCGAUAAAAUGUGAUUUUAGAAUUAAGAAUGAGUAAAGUAAAAAAAAUAAUAAUUACAAAAUGGAUGCCUGAACCCUGAACUUUAAUUAAAAACAAAACAAAAACUGUUUGAGAUUGAAGGUAAUACCCUAAUUUUUACAGACGGCUAUAUCAUCUGUUAUCGACAACGUCGAUUCAUAUAGCAAAAUUCGUGUCAACACAAAGGAAGUAAAAGAUUUUUUUCCAUUCUGUUGAAAACAGUUACACCAAAUCAAUAGAUUCCUAAUGAUGUGCGUAAUGAUACGUGAAAAGUUAAGCAAGUAACUCUCCCCUCUCUCUCUCUCUCUCUCUCUCAAAUAGUAGCAUUAUUUCACUGCAAAAUACUGAGAAAAAUACUUCCAAGGCCAAAGCUCUACAUUCCUCUUUCAAAGAACUAUACCGAGCGUGAACCGAAACAUAAAAGGUUCGUUUCAACUUCAACUUACGUUGAAGGUUAGUUUACUGGUUAGUUAUUGUUAUGGAAGCGAUGUUGAUAGGCUAGGAAUGCAUGUGGAAGUGUUAUAUAACCUCGGACAGAGCUUUAAUACUUCCUAACUUAUCCUUCAAAGUUGAAGGUGGUGUGAUAAGGACAACAGAAGAAAUUGGCUAUAUAGUGAUGUAAUGAUGUAAGAGAUGUUCAAUGCCACACGUGUCGAAAGCCGUGGUUUUCUUUAUUUCGGCACUUCUUUAGGCGACCUUAGCAAAUAAAAAUCUGCCAGAUAACUCAGGAUGAAAUAAGAAGUAAUUUUUUCAUGGGUCAAUUGACAUCCGCACAAAAUGUUGAAUUUUUAAUGGUUAAAAAUGUAUUCUGUUUGGGAUGUUCAGAUCCAUAAUUACGAUCAAUUUGGUUCAACAGGAGAUGCUUUCUAUACUAACCGAGAGGAAGCAAGCCGGUUACCAUGCCUCUACAUUACAUGGCACACAUUCUUAUAGAGACAGUCGUCAUAAACUCUUGUAUGUGUUUCCGCCAUGGUUUCACACCUUACUAUAAUUGAAAAUUCAUUUUGAAUCUGCUUUUCUUUUCAAGCAAAAAUGACAAAGUGGAAUGUUUUUCGUCAACCUAAGUGAACGCUCAGCAGGAAUGAACGAUCAUAAAGGAAUACCUGUACCUAACACUGACCUUUUGUUGGUACAUUUAAUUUAAAUUCCAUUCCGUUUCCAUUAUCAAUGGAUUUAUGUCUCUUUCAACGUGAAGACAAAGGCAACCAGUAAAUUGUCCCCACCACUCAGAUUUCAACUAAUUUCUGUAUUUCAAUAAAUUUCCCGUUUCCAAUUAUUAAAUAUGGAUUUAGAGGUGGAAUUUAUGAAAAUAUUCUAUACGUACACGUAUCCAAGGUUUUGUAUUUUAAACAAAUUUCUAUUUACCAGGAAAAACCCCAGAAAUGUAAUUGUAAAUGGAUUGUAUAAAAUUUUUGUAUAGAAACUUAAUUACUUAAAGAAAUUCAAAAACCCCGGGCUAAUUUAAACCGGGUAAUUUGUGUAAGAUAUAACUUUAUGACAAAUGAAAAAUUUUAAAGGCAACGCAUAAAUUGCAGAACCGACAUUUAAUUAUACUACAAUUCUACCAACAACGAAUCUCAAAAUUUAAAAACAAAAUGACAACAAAACAAAAUAUUAAAACCACUCACUCGACUCUCUGAAAAUUUUUUUUUAUAAACAAAACAAAAGAAUUUCUCCCUCUAAUAAAACAUUUUAUUAAAUAAGAAAAAAUGAAAAAAAAUGAAAAUUAAUUAUAUAAAUUACAAUAUUAUACACAACAACCAUGUUAAAAUGCAUAAUUGCUUCAAUAAAAAAAAAAUUGUGUAAAAUGAAGAUUUUUAAAAACUGAAAAAAAAAUAUUAAGAAAAUGAAACAAUGAUAAUCAUUAUUCAAUAAGUAAUGAAGAGACGGACGACGAA